Molecule: messenger RNA, 1179 nt
Organism: Alternaria viburni
Lineage: Eukaryota; Fungi; Ascomycota; Dothideomycetes; Pleosporales; Pleosporaceae
Exons: 1
Coding region: 1-1179 (392 amino acids)
Biological process (GO): transmembrane transport
Cellular component (GO): membrane
Molecular function (GO): transmembrane transporter activity
Source: RefSeq, a predicted model, not a curated record
AUGAUGCUUGCCUGGGGAACUGCAUCUUGGGGCCAGGCGUGGAUGCACGACCGAACUUCGUUUUACUUGGGCCGCGCAGCCAUCGGACUUUGCGAAGGUGGUUUCAUCCCCGGUGUGAUUUUGUUUGCGACCUAUUUCUACAAGUCCAAGGAGCUUUCUCUACGCCUGGCAGCCUUCUGGUCGACACUCAACAUCGCACGUGUCAUCUCGGCCUUGCUCGCGGCGGGGAUUCUGGAGAUGCGCGGUGUUGGUGGAAAGCCAGGUUGGUUCUGGUUAUUUCUCCUCGAAGGGCUUUUGACGGUCGUCAUCGCCAUUCUCUCGUACUUGUAUUUGCCCACCGCGCCGACAUCCACCAAGAAUGUGCUUUGGCGUCAAGGUUGGUACACUGAGCGGGAAGAAGUCAUCAUGGUCAACCGUAUACUCCGAGACGACCCAGCCAAAGGCCUUACUGCUCUCAAAGAGCCAGCAACAUUCAAAGACAUCCGCGCGGCCUGGUCAGAUUCCUCCAUGUGGGGUCUAUACUUCAUCGGUCUUGUCGCUUACAUCCCUGCUUCGCCGGUGCAAGGAUACCUCACUCUCACGCUCAAACGCCUCGGCUUCAGCACCUUCAACAGUAACAUGUUGACGAUUCCGUCUGCGGCUCUCCAGGUCGUCACUAUGCUAGCACUGGCAUACUCAAGCGAUUACUUCAACGAACGUACUUUCCACUGCAUAUUCGGCGAGUUCUGGAUCAUGCCGCUUCUCAUCGCGUUGUUGACACUGCCCGAUGGGGGCCGUGAAUGGGGCCGCUUUUCCCUAAUCACGCUGAUCUCCGGAUACCCAUAUUUCCAUCCCUUGGUCUCCUCUUGGAUAUCCGAGAACACUUUUGACGUUAAGAAACGUGCAAUUACGGCCGCAACGUACAAUGUCAUUGUGCAAAUUGGAUCUCUGAUCAGUUCACAAAUCUACCGCAAGUACGAUGGCCCGUACUACAAGCAGGGAAACUCUGUUCUUGUGGCUAUAUGCGCACUGAGUGUCAUUACUUUCCUUGUGCAACGGCAGACUUUGGUCCGUCUCAACAAAAGGAAACAGAUACAGUGGGAACAGAUGACUUCGGAAGAGAAGGCUCUGUACCAAGCAGACAUCAUCUCCCGAGAGAAAGAUGGCAACAAGCGGUUAGACUUCAGGUUCACACUCUGA